Messenger RNA from Diaporthe citri, 4236 nucleotides. RefSeq lists its product as uncharacterized. NCBI's taxonomy places the organism in Eukaryota, Fungi, Ascomycota, Sordariomycetes, Diaporthales, Diaporthaceae. The coding region runs from base 1 to 4236 and encodes 1411 amino acids. The record is from RefSeq and is a predicted model, not a curated record. The transcript is spliced from 2 exons.
AUGGCCUGGGACGCGUCCGAUCGCAUCAGGGCCCGCGGUCCACAACUCCAGACCCUCAAUCUCUCAAAAUUCGUCCUUGACGAGCCCAUCUUCGACCCUUCAAACAGCUUCUCAAGUCAACAAGACGCCAACAUGACCCUUGGAGGCCUUCUGUCGCCGAUCGAGGAGGAAAGCGGGUUCGCCUUCGACAACGCACCCCUCCAGGUCAAGGUCAACGUCAGGUUUCUGGACCCCGUCGUCAAAUCGUUACAUUACAAUCGAAUCUACUCCAGCUCACCAGCUUUCGAGCCCACCGACCGGAUAUGUCGUGGCCUGUUGCACAGAAUCGAGCACUGCUCCAAGGAACUGAUCACCCGCAACGACCCGGAGGCGCUGAAUGAGGAACUCCGUCAAGCACCCCGUUUCGAGAUCAGUUUCCAGCUCAGGCACGAUGGGCUUCCUGGAAUCUGGGCCGAGAGGGUUUUCAAGUCCUACCAGAAACACCCCGUCACCAGUACCCUGGCCAAGGACAUUCUUUGCUCGACUCACAGCAUCAAUAUUCCCAUGACACACCAACAUCUCAAGCCUUCACUUACCGGUGCCCCGGAUCUCUCUUGCGUGCCUCGCUCUUGUUUCAUAGAAUCUACGCAGACCUGGGAGUUUAUCCCUGGGUACACCCUAGAGCUUGUAUUCAGGAGCCGCAACCCCUCACGGCGUCAAGCACUCAUCACACGAACUCUGAAGGUCAAUAGCAAGCAGACCGCCCCGCUGAAUCUUGGCCAGGGUGAGACGCUAUUAUGGCAGGCUUACAGGACGCUCGAAGACAUGCUUGACUCGAGGAGGACUGCCUUUGAGAUCGAGCAUGCGGAUUGUGAUGGAUUCGAGGGCGUCGUUGACUGCGACUGCCGACAUUUUGACGAGGAUGCCUUGUGCGUGGACCUCCGCGUCAUUAACAACCUUGGGCCCUACUACGAGCACCUGCACCGCAACAUUCAAAGCCGGCUACAGUUGUUCAGACACGUCUGUGGAAACGACUGCGACGACUUUGUGCGUGGCGUCCAUGGUAGCCUCGACGAGUUGAGGGAGAAAGUGGACGCAAAGCUCGAUGUACUGAACGACUUCGACUUCCGGAUUGCGGAGCUGAUUGGUCACGGGUGGCGCAUAAACAACCCGGCUCGGUUCACCCUCGACAGCAAACAGAGACACAGCCGGCGGACGAUCGAGGCUCUGCUCGAUCGCAUACGGACGGGCGUGGGUGAUGUCCUGCGAGGGCACGAUGUUGCAGUCCGCAUGAUUGCCCACAAGCGAGGGCAUCUCGUCCUGGACAAAGCUCUCAUAUCGCGCAACCACCAGUCAUCGCCAGGCCCGUUCGCCCCGAACACCCCGGAGGAUGAGCAGGCACUGUUUGUGGCGCACCUGAGAGCACGCAUUCAGGCUGACAUCGACCUCGUUUGCAAAGACACGUGCAGUCUCAAGGAUGUCCCUGAGGAGCCGUCUCAUGAGCACUCGCCGCGCCCUCGCAACCCACCGUCUCGCCCAUUCACACCUCGUUCUACAGUUUCGGACGGGCUUGCCGUGCCGAAGGUUCGCCGGGAUCCCGUAGAAGUCAACCACACUUCGCCCUCAUAUACGCCUCCAGGCUCACCGGGCCACUUCACACAACCUCCCGUGCCACCCUGUGUCCCACCCAGAAGCUCAUCGAUGCGUAUUUUCCCACUUGUCCCUGCCAAGUAUAGGGAACGUGAGGAGCACUCGAGGAACACAACGCCGUCAGAGCGAGAUUCGGCUAUUGCCGUCGACUCUGCCAGUGACGGAAGCAUACCUGAUGAAGCUGUCAGCGUGGCUUCGUCGGUCAGUGGCAAGGCUCGUCCCGUCACUGACGAAAUUCAUGAGCAUUCCCUCCGAAGCGAGGCCUCGCCUGUGCUGAGCCCUGCAGCUGAAGUCUUCAAGCACAGCGAGGCUGAGGAUGACGACUCCAGCUCCUCAAGGUCAACGUGUUCCUCCAUGCCAGCACUCACCGAGAGCGAAAUGGCCACGCCUGAGCACAGCCUGCUCAUUACACCUUCACAAAUGCGGCAUUCGUCGCCCGAUUCGGAGGCACACCUCUUUAACGUCUUUGGAGAUGGCGGACCAUCUAGCCCUUUGGUCUUAGCAACACCAGAGCUGCCAUACCCUGUGUAUCCGGCAGCGAAAACCUCAGCAGAGCACGGUCUUUCGGUACCAAAGACGCCCGUGACCUCGACCGCACCCGCUUUGGAUCUAGCGAGAGGCGAGGUACCAGCAGCGGUGUCGACCGAGAGCCUGGCAUCCACCGAGGCUACCAACGGCACAGAUCUCAGCUCUGCUCUUGAAGACCAAGCAUGUCUACAAGAAGCUUCUGAGGGAGAUGCGACCCCCGAAUCGCAUGGUGUACUACAGUCGACCAGUCAUGAAGAGGCUCGCUCGGGCCUAGGCAUCAUCAAUAAUUCCGAUUUAGCAGGUCACACCUUUGACGAGUCAGAAUGCGAGUCCUCGGAUAUCGCACAACGCAAUGUCCCGCAAGAAGGAUGGUUGCUACAUUGCGUCGAAGAAAUCAACGAACGGGAUGACGCCGUCCCACAGGACGCUGAGUAUUCCGGGAUCGUUGCAACAGUCACCGAAUGCGGCUCGUCCGAUACGUUGAGGACGCAGAUUCGGAUUCUUGACGAUGUCAUCGACCAGCACGAAUUGCCAGCACCGCAGUCCAGUCUUGGUCGAGAUUCUGUCAACGAGGACGCAGCGAGGCUACAGCUGGAGGACGGUCAAGAAUCUAUCGAUCCGGGCAUCGUACACGAAGACGGCGUAAGCCUGCCGGAGCUCUUCGAGGCGCCAGAGGCAGCUUGGUCGGGUGACUCGAUCGAUGCGAGCGCGGACGCGACACAGGUGAGAGACUUGAGCGCCGAGGAUGAAAUGUCUCGGUCCAAGAUGGAUUACUUCGAGGCAGACGAGGAUGACACGGAUUCGGAGGAACAUGACCAUUCUCGGUCCGACGGAAACUUGCAGCCCGCCGCACCCAGCCCGCGAUUCGUUGGAGCCUCCGAAACACAGUGCAUAACGCCGUUGUCAGACUCGGAGGGCGGCAUCUCGCAGCGCUCCGAGACCCUUGAACGGUCCUACGGGAGCAAGCACCCCGGCCUAGGAUCAAUUGACGAGGCCGCUCCCGAACCCUUUCCGGAUGUGUCUUGCUCAGUCAGACAGCAUUCUUCAUCAGACAACACGGAAUCGGCAACAAUUUCGGGGCCUUCAACAAGCGACGUUGUCCGAGGCGGAGACCUGAAUGGUCCGAAUGCCGCGAGUUUGGAGUCAACCGGUGGUCUCACUGUACCAGACCUCGCUGUGUCGGCGCCGAAAACACCGAAACACGACGUGUUCUCUGAGCAAGCGCUUGCAGCAAGGACUCCGACGCAGGGUGAUUUCACGUCGACUUCAGAAACGCCGAGGCAUGAAACCUCUCAGUCGCUUGCCCGAACAAAGCCGCGGCCCGCACCUACCGGGUUGAAGACCAAUUUCCUCCUCCCGUCCCUGCCAGUCUUCGCCAGCAUCGACCCCACUGCCAACCAGAGCAGGGCCAGCUUCCAGUCAUCAUCCUCGGAGUGGGAGGACUGUGUUUCGGAGGCGAGACAGUCGAGCGAUUCGGUGGACACGAUCCAGCAGCCUCCGUCCCUAUCGGAUCAUGACGUCGGCGCCACAGAGCGCCCCGGCUCUCCGAAACGCCUGGGCACGCCCACUGCGGGAAUCCUGGGCCUCCACGAGUCACGAUGGGCAGACUUUGGCAUCCGCGGCGCGCUGACGGGGAGCCACGCGUUCGACAGGCCCUCGACAGCGCCGUUGCUCAGCGCCGAGCACACGCGCGAGGAGAAAGCUGAGCCGAGGGGCGACAAGGUGGAAGAGGACCUCGAGGAGACACCGCGCGCCCGGCCUGCGACGCCACACCGCAAGUCGCUACAUCUGCUACACCACAAGAAGAGCAUCAGCUCAAUCAUCUUUCCUGGAACGCACCACGGGCACCAGCUCCACCAACAUGGCAAGGCGCCGAAGUUGACCAAGAAGGAGAGCAAGGAGCUCAGGGCGCGGGAGAAGUCGAAGGCCAAGCCGGAGGGCAAGGAGAACGGCAAGGCUGUGGGUGUUGACGCCCAGAAGCGAGAGGAAGUCGGGGAUGCGGGGCGAUUCCCAAGGGCGAUGAUGCUGAUCACCGGGCUGGCGAUUGCGUCGUCGGUGGUGAAUAGGAGUUCUGCCUGA